This is a messenger RNA of Carassius gibelio (silver crucian carp), 2952 nucleotides long. It is a transcript of the gene slc22a7b.2, whose product is annotated as solute carrier family 22 member 7b, tandem duplicate 2. The transcript is spliced from 10 exons. The coding region runs from base 184 to 1857 and encodes 557 amino acids. Gene Ontology annotation, molecular function: transmembrane transporter activity. Gene Ontology annotation, biological process: transmembrane transport. NCBI's taxonomy places the organism in Eukaryota, Metazoa, Chordata, Actinopteri, Cypriniformes, Cyprinidae. Gene Ontology annotation, cellular component: membrane. The record is from RefSeq and is a predicted model, not a curated record.
UUGUAAAAUCACCACAAUGUAAAGUUUCAACCAAAGGGUUUAAUUUUUACAAAUGUUCCACAAAGCUUUAGACAUUCCCUCUGUUAACCAUUUCCCUCAUUUAGAGUGUUAUGACAUGAGGUAUGAACAAAAGAGCCAGGUGAGACAGAUCCUCAACCAGGUUGAACACAACAGAGCGCAGGGAUGAAGUUCGAAGAUCUUCUUUCAGAAAUUAAUGGAUUCGGAAGGUUCCAGAAGAUGGUCCUGUGCAUCAAUUUCUUUGGACGAUUUAGUCUUGCGUGUCACUUCCUUUUAGGCAACUUUAUUGCUGUUAUCCCUUCUCAUCAUUGCAGCAUCAGCUCUCUGGAUGCUGACGAGAUCUUUGAGAAUCUGACUCAGGAGGAGAGACUGACUGUCAGUAUUCCAGUGCAGGAUGAUGGGACUCCUGCUUCCUGUCACAUGUUCUCUUAUCCUCAGUUCCACCUGCUGUCAAACUCUUCCAGCCCCUCAGAGGUUGCUGUAGUCCAGUGCCAGAAUGGAUGGGAGUAUGACAACAGCAUGUUCAUCAGCACGCUCGCCACACAGUGGGAUUUAGUGUGUGACAAAAGAGCAUUGAGCAGAUUAACAACCACCAUCUUCUUCAUUGGGGUCAUGUUUGGAGCAGCUGCUUUUGGGAGCUUGAGUGCAAUGUUUGGGCGUAAGCCAAUGCUGCUGGUGUCACAUAUGUUAGGAAUGGGAUUUGGAUUGUGUAGUACUUUUUCCUCCUCCUUCAUCAUGUUUGCGGUGCUGAGAUUCUUCACUGGAUUCACCAUUACUGGCAGUGUCAUCAUCUCCACUAUACUCAAUGUGGAGUGGGUGAGCAUUGAGCACAGAAAGCUGGUCGGGGUGAUUGACAGCCUCGCUUGGACAUUUGCCUUCAUGAGCUUUCCAAUGAUUGCAUACUUCAUUCGAGACUGGAAAUGGCUGACUAUUGCCAUCUCAUUGCCCACCAUUAUUUCCAUAAUCACUUGGUGGUGGAUUCCAGAGUCAGCACGGUGGCUGAUAGCUAACGGGAGGGUGGAUAAAGCUUAUUAUUAUCUUCGUAAAUGUGCUGUCAUGAACCAGAAACAGGAAGUUAUUGUCAGCAUAAAACCUGAGGAUUUGGCUAAAAUCAUAGUUACCGACAGAGGAAACAGGAAGUAUUCAUACCUGGAUCUGGUUAGGACUCCUAAGAUGAGGAGACUGGCUUUACUUACAGGAAUCACGUGGUUUGCUGUUGCCACUGUUGCCUAUGGAAUUAGUUUCAACAUUUCAAGCUUUGGACUAAAUAUGUAUCUCACUCAGUUUGUUUAUGGAGCCAUUGAAAUUCCCGCUAAACUGAGCAUCUAUUAUCUGCUGGAUAAGUUUGGACGACGCAUAACUCAGGCUGGAUCACUGCUGUUUGCUGGAAUCAGCCUGAUGAUUAACAUAUUCAUACCCAAAGAUAAGUCAGUGGUUCGUACAGUGAUUGCUGUGCUGGGAAAAGGCUGCUCAGCCACUUCUUUUGGCACAGUUAUUUUAUACAGCUCUGAGCUUUACCCCACUGUUGUCAGGCAAAAUGGGAUGGGGUAUACCUCCUUUGUGGCACGUCUUGGUGUGUCUGUGGCUCCUCUGAUCCUGCAGUCGGAUGAUGUUUGGAGCUAUUUCUCUCAAGUCAUCUUGUCUUCUCUUGGCCUCUCUGCUGCUUUUGUGGCUUAUCUAUUACCCGAGACACGAGGAAGGUGUCUGCCGGAGACUAUAGAGGACAUCGAGGGAAUCAGGAAGGACACUGAUGACUCGCCACUACAAGAUAAAAAAAAUGAUGUAAAAGAGGGCAGUAGGUUGAAAUGGAAAGACAGUUUAAUUGUGCAGAAUACAUAACUAAAUGUAGUACUGUUGAACUGUUCUUUUGUUUUUGUAUCUAUAACCCUAUUUUUGUGUCAUCCUUUAAUUAAAACAUUGAAAGAGAAAUUUGAAGGGAGAUGUAGCAUGUUUUUCUCAUUGCAAUGUUUUUGUCAGACUUGUGUGACUCACUAAUCCACAUUUAAGGAAUACUAUAGGAGGAACAGCUCACAGGCCUUUCUAUUUUUAAAGGGCAAGAAAUAAUAUGUGACUGGAAACAGUGUUGGGGAAAGUUAUACUCAAAAAAGUAAUGCAUUACAAUAUUGUGUUACUCCAUAAAAAGUAACUACACAGUGGGCAAUUGAAGUUGAAAAGACUACUCAAAAUUAACAUAAAAAAACAGGUCAAAUAUGUAAAUAAAACUGACAUCAAUAUCUUGACAUGACUUUGAUUUGAUGUAAAUCAAACGUCAAACAUAUUACGUAAACAUUAAACCAAUGUUAAACUACUACAUAAACAUUAAACCCAUUUCAGUGUGGGAAUAACUUCCUGUUUUCACCAAAUUACCACUUGAAGAAAUUACCGUCCAAAUUUUAUUGGUUACAGCAUCAAGUCUUGACCGAUAUUUAACAUCAUAUUGAUAUCAAGGUCCCUGCUGGGUAAAUACAUUGCUUAGUUAAUUUUUAUGGAAAGUAAUUUACUAGUUACUUGAAAAAAGUAAUCCGAUAAUAACUCGCAUUACUUGUAAUGUGUUAAAACACUGCCUUGAAAUGUAAAAAAACUAAACAAGGCCAGGUUUGACACUGGUUUACUAACAUUAUAUGUACAGUUUAAUCAAGGUGCUUUGUCUGGGAAGAAAAUAUGUAAUGAAACUUGAAACCCGAGUUUACUGUUCAUUAAUCAGUAAUGUGGAAUCUUGCCCUAGUGCUUCUCUAAAAGUGUUUAUAAAAUGCAGAAUCUAAGUUUUUAUGUCUGUAUUUUUGGGUAACAUUAAAAGUAAAAUCAUUCUGUGUGAAAUAGAGAGGGGUAACAGAUUUAAGUAACCUUUAAUACUGUCAUGUUGGAUAAGGUGACCCUACUGUUAUGUCUUAUUCUGUUCACAUCAGAGCAAAAUUCUUUCUGGGAUACAAAAUA